Liolophura sinensis is the source of this 1960-nucleotide messenger RNA. Its product is annotated as sucrase-isomaltase, intestinal-like. Lineage: Eukaryota; Metazoa; Mollusca; Polyplacophora; Chitonida; Chitonidae. Gene Ontology annotation, molecular function: alpha-1,4-glucosidase activity; carbohydrate binding. Gene Ontology annotation, biological process: carbohydrate metabolic process. The record is from RefSeq and is a predicted model, not a curated record.
UAUCAGGAGAAAGACAUUGUCGGAUGACUCACUGUUUCCUCAGAAUGAAAACUGCUUAUCUGAAAGAGGGAAACUAGACGCAACGAUGUGGCCGUUUAGAGGGAUUUGGCGUGCAAGGUUACUUCUCUGUCCCUUCAUUUUGAGCAUAACUAUCGGCCCUGCAAACCUCAUAGAAAAUGGGGACGCUGUAUCAACACCGGAUUUUCUGAGGCGCAUAGACUGUAUUCCUGAAGCUGGUGGAGGAGUGGAUAAGGUCACCACAGAGGUCUGUCAGAGGCGGGGAUGUGUGUUCAAUCCCUCGGGAUCCCCACAUGUGCCCAGCUGUUUCCACAACCCCAAGAACGGAUACAAGCUUACCGGGCGCACGGACACGAAUUUGGGUGUAUCGCUUAGCCUUUCCAGGGUGGGCCCAUUUCCGUUCUCCAAGGGUAUCCAAACCGUGCAACUUGACAUCGAGGAGAGGGACAAUCAUCUGUUACGAAUAAAGAUUUCAGCCGCAGCGGUUGACCGAUACGAAGUGCCGGUUAAUCUAGACAUCCCAAAUACUCGAGCUAUGCAGUCGCUUUUCGCUGUAAACAUCACCAGCGAGAAUCCCCUGAGCUUUCAAAUCAUUCGGCGAUCUACAGGAACGGUAAUCUGGGAUACUCAAGUAGGGGGUCUCGUGCUGUCGGACCAGUUUCUGCAGAUCGCCACCUUGCUACCCUCUGUAAACGUGUACGGAUUCGGGGAGAACCAGCAUCAUUCUUUGCGUCAUGACCUCAAUUUUACCUCCUGGCCAAUGUUUGCAAGAGAUCAACCUCCAGCCUGGGAACGCAACAGUAACCUGUAUGGAGUACACCCAUUUUACACAUGUGUGGAAGGCGACGGUAAUACGCAUGGGGUUUUAAUACUGAACAGUAAUGCUCAAGAAUAUGGUUUCACGCCAGCCCCAAUGCUCACAUACAGAACGCUUGGGGGGAUUCUUGACAUAUAUUUCUUCUUUGGUCCUGAACCAGAGGCGGUUAUACAACAGUACACAAAGGCCAUUGGUAGACCUUACAUGCCGCCAUAUUGGGCCCUGGGUUUUCAGCUGAGUCGUUAUGGUUACAAAAAUGUUGAUGACGUCAAGGCCGCUGUGGAUCGCACUCGAAAUGCUCAGAUACCAUUGGAUGUGCAAUAUGUUGAUAUCGAUUAUAUGGACGAGCGAAUGGACUUUACCGUUGACCCUGUGAAUUUCGGAAACUUGUCAUCUUAUUUCGGACAGUUGAGGUCUGAGGGUGUUCGAACCAUUGUUAUACUUGAUCCGUGUUUUAUAACAAACGUCACACAAUAUGAGCCAUACGACAGGCUGAAAGUUUUCAAUGGUGCUGUUAAAUGGCCCGCCGACUUUGAACCGCCACAAGACAGUGUAGAUCACAAUGGUGCUCUCUUGGGAUAUGUUUGGCCCAAGGGUAAAGUCGUUUUUCCGGAUUUCUUCAAUCCUAAAACACAGUCGCUCUGGAAAGACCUGAUCAUGAAAUUCCGAAAACAGAUUCCAUUUGACGGAUUAUGGAUUGAUAUGAACGAACCUGCCAGUUGAACCAAUGAUGAGAAACCUUUUAACUGGCCAGAUAAAGAUAAGCCCUACUGGAGCCUCAAGUGUGGAUUUAACAACUGGGAUGAUCCCCCAUAUCGGCCCCUUGCUGCAUAUGUGCACGACAACCCCGGAUCUGAAGAUGUAGAACGACAAAGGGCCAAAAUAUCAGACAAGACCAUCUGCAUGAAUACGGUGCAAGGUUCCAACGGCGAAUACCAGCAUUACAACGUGCAUAAUUUGUUUGGAUGGAGUCAAACAAACCAACCCUGGAUGCCACAAGAGCGGCCACAAAUCCCGAAGUGUCGUGAUUUCUCGGUCAACGUUUCCGGGGUCUGGAAAAAUACUCUGGACAUUGGCUGGGUGAUAACGAAAGUUCUUGGCCUCAACUGGUCUACUCUAUUAUAG